AUGGCCAAGACUUUUCUAUCCUGCCGCAGCCCGUUCUCCCCUUCGCUCGUUGACGGUUGGCGCCAUCAUCCAUGGACCAUGCAUGGCCCAGGCGCCAGAACUGGCGGCCCUGGUUUCGAAAUGAUUAAACCCGUCCCCGAACGUCCCCGAACUGGCCCCCAAGAUCUAGACUCGUUUCACUCGGAGAUGAUUUCCCGCCUAAAGGCUUGGGGAACCACCGUGUUGAGAAGGAUAUUGGUCCAACUUGUCUUUUGGCGAAGCAAUAGAGACGGAUUGGCAUCUACAACAGGCGUUCAUUUACGGCUGGAGCUGGUCGAGACCGUUAGUGCGGCGUACGAAUUGAGUCAAUCCAUAACCGCAAAGGGAAGUGUCAGAGCCAGCAUAUUGACUCGAGAGCGGCUGUGUUCUGCAUCGUUCUCCUCCCCCUCCUACUUCAGAAGUCCAGAAGGACCAAAAGUCAUCUCUACCCGUAACGCACGUGUCCGCCAGUGGUACAGGCUUCGACCACUGAAGACGGGCUUGCAGGGCUCAUCCAGGGUUGGACCACUUUGGGUGACACAAUCCAUCGAGCCCCAGGACCGUCGCUCGCCCCUGGGUAGGAUGACGAUCGCGGAUCACUCCGUUGCCCAAUCGGAAUCAUUCAAGACCUGGAGUUCCACCGAAUUCUGCCUGUGUUCGGACGGCCAGCCGCGAAGGGGGAUCGAAAACCGGGGGUCAGCACUGGUUGCCGACACGCCAGUGGUUGAACACUUGGAUCCGACUCCAGGGACAGCGAUAAGCCGCACCAACUGGCUGCAAGUUGAUGAACCCCUGGUCGACAAACCCGAGCUGGGCGCGUCACCCGCGCAGCCGAAGCUGCAAGGCACACAUCCCGCAAUUUAG
This is a messenger RNA of Colletotrichum lupini, 882 nucleotides long. RefSeq lists its product as uncharacterized. The record is from RefSeq and is a predicted model, not a curated record. The transcript has 6 exons. Bases 1 to 882 code for a protein of 293 amino acids. NCBI's taxonomy places the organism in Eukaryota, Fungi, Ascomycota, Sordariomycetes, Glomerellales, Glomerellaceae.